Dacryopinax primogenitus is the source of this 984-nucleotide messenger RNA. RefSeq lists its product as uncharacterized. The record is from RefSeq and is a predicted model, not a curated record. Bases 1 to 984 code for a protein of 327 amino acids. The transcript is spliced from 4 exons. NCBI's taxonomy places the organism in Eukaryota, Fungi, Basidiomycota, Dacrymycetes, Dacrymycetales, Dacrymycetaceae.
AUGUCAACGCAUUUCCCCCCCUUCUCCCCCUCAUCCCCCUCUCUCCUCAACCACCAUGGCUCCCCGCAAGCCCCAGCCCAAGAAACCCAGGCAUCCCCCCCUGCUGCUGCCCCUGCUACUCCCCCUCCUCCUUGUGCUUCUCCUCCUGCUCCCCCCUUGGACAACUCACUCUCCUCCCUCAACUUUAACCCUCCUGCUCCCCCUUCCCCUGCUCCUCUCUCUGCAACAACUCUGGUCUCCUCUCCUUGCCCUCCCUCUGCCACUGACACUCCCCAGCCUGUGAGUGUCAUGCAGACUCCAGCAUCUGGCCAGAAGAGGCCCUCUGAAGAGUCAAACAUGAGCCCCAGUGCUCCCAAGCGUCCCAAGCAACUUCCUGGCAAGCAUGUCAACAAUGUGGUGGACCUUACAAAGGAAACAAAGAAGGCCCUCACCCUCAAGGAGAAGCUUGUGGCAAAGGACCAGGAGAUUUUGGCUGAGAAGGCCAAAGCACUUGCCUCUGAAGCCUGCAUUGCCAAAUUGCUGAAGCUUCUUGAGCAGGAGAAGAACAAGAACAAGAAGGAAGAUGCUGCCAUGUCCACACUCAUCCCUAAGCCACCGGGGCAAGCUGGGCAUGGACACAAUUACAAUGGCUACAACCUCCAGAAAAAAAUGGGCCUUGGGGAGCAGAGGGAGCUCUUCAAAUCAAUCCAAAAGUAUGACUUGGACGUGCAGAAGAACAUCACUGCACAUCCCCCUGCCCUCCUCUCAGCAAUCUAUGCCUAUGCUCAUGAGAAGGCUCCUCAGCUUGCUGCAUUCGAAGAAGACUGGGUGACCUGUGCUAUCAUCCAGCAGUUUGCCAAGAAUAGGAAGUACAACAACUGCAUCAAGAAAGAAGAGAUUGCUGCAGAGAAGGCUAGGCUGGAGAAUGCAUGGGCAGAGGGGGAGGAGGGGGAGGGGGAGGGGGAGGAGGGAGGGGGAGGGGGAGGAGGAGGGGGAGCACACUGA